GUAUGACUAAGUGUCAGAAGCUCACAGAACUCGAGUCUCAGUGAUUUUAACACGUAAGAAUUCAUUUAAACUAUUAUUGGAAAUUUGUUUUUCUUUUUAUUCGCUGAACUUUACGUUCGAAAAUCGCCGGAUUAACAGAAUAAUGGAAAAUAAUUUGUGGAGAAGGGAAAAACGAUUCGAUAUUUUCGUUGAUCUUUUAGACCCGUCUUUACCGUAUGAAACCGUGUACGAUUCCCAAAUCGAAGGUGCCAAACAUCGUUUCCAUGGCAAGCAAUAUGAGCCGACAAAGAGUGACCAGGUCUCAGCGCUAUUUCGAGCUGCUGGAAAUCGGGAAUUCAAGGAAAAGAAAUGGCGUGUCGCAAUGGAAUAUUACAAUCGAAGUUUGAUUUUUGCUGAGACGAACUCCGACAUCGUGAGUUUAGCCUACGCCAAUCGAUCGGCAUGUUUUUUUCAUAUGCAGAAAUACGACCAUUGCUUCAGAGAUAUUGAACUGGCGAUAGAGCAUAACUAUCCGAAACGAUUAAUGCACAAAUUAGACGACCGUGAAGCUGAAUGCGUCAAACACUUGAACGAGAAAAAUGUUGAUCGAGAACUAAUCGAGCCGAAGCUGAGUUACGAUCCAGACGAAAAGUUCCCAUGUAUGGCCAACGUUUUGGAAAUUAAAACGAACCACAGAUUUGGUCGUUACAUUGAAGCAAAGUGUGACAUUGAUGUUGGUCAAACAGUGCUCGUUGAAAAGGGGUUCGUCCAUGUUUUCGAAGCCAGCGAUCGAACAUUGUGCGUCACAUGUAUGAGGCAUGUGCAGAAUUUCAUUCCCUGCGGUGGCUGCACCGACGCAAUGUUUUGCGAUGAAACUUGUAUGAAAAACAAUGACACUCACCGGAUCGCAUGUGGAGCUGCAUUCAAUCGGAUACCUGGAAACGUACGAUACUGGGCCGAAAGCAUUUUGAUUGCGAUCAAUGCAUUUCCAUCCGUUGAACAUUUGAUGGAAUUCGUCGAGGACCAAUUGACCUUGCCGAAAACAGAGAUGCCGAAAAACUGUUCUGAUGCACAGAUGCAAUAUGGCCUCUUUUUGAAAUUGGAUAGAAUGGGUCACGACAAGGACAUAUACCAAAAUAUGCUGAAGUACGUAACGUACAAACUGCUGAUGGCCAUUCCGGCGAUUGGCGAGAAGUUUACAACGAAAAAAAAGCAACGUUUUCUCAUGCACCUAAUUUGGCAACACAAAAACAUUGCGGACAGAAGCGCUUUUGUUCAGCCAUUGGCAGAUGCGGACGCAAGAAAUUCAUUCGAUGCUGGUAGUCAAAUUAUCGCUACGUGCAACAUCUUUGGUUUAUUCAACCAUUCAUGCAUUCCAAAUUUGUUUAACGAUUUCGUUGGAAAUAAGCAAAUACUUAUAACGACACGACCAGUGAAGAAAGGAGACCAGCUGUUUGUUUGCUACGAGCAGCAUUUAUGGUCGAAAUCAGCCGUACAGCGACGAGAACACUUGAAAAGUGUUUACAAUUUCAACUGCAAAUGUGCUAGGUGUAAGCAACAAUUCGUAAACGACAUUUCGAUGCAAACGGAUCCGAUGUAUCUGUGCAUUGAACAAUCAAGGGGAAAGACUAUUUCUGAUGCCAGGCGUGAAAUUUUGAAAAAAAUGUGCUACGAUUUUAUGCGAAAAUACGCUCAUGUGGCCUGCGCAAAUGAAAUUUUGGUUGUCACCGUGCAGUUGAUGCUUUUCUUGCAAGACGAUUAUCCAGAAUAUCGAAAAAUUAUUACCUGAAUUUGUCAUAAAAAAAAGUCGUAAAAUCAAAAUGAUUGAAAACGUUCGGAUCGAAAAUUAGUUUUUCUUAGUAAAGAAAAUGUUGCUGUACUCACCAUGAUUAGCCAGAAAGCAAUGUAAUUUGUAACAACUUGUCUAGAUUUUACAUAAUGAAGACAAUCAAUAAAGGAAGAAUUGUUAA
Messenger RNA from Bradysia coprophila, 1949 nucleotides. RefSeq names its product protein-lysine N-methyltransferase SMYD4-like. The record is from RefSeq and is a predicted model, not a curated record. Gene Ontology annotation, molecular function: protein binding. NCBI's taxonomy places the organism in Eukaryota, Metazoa, Arthropoda, Insecta, Diptera, Sciaridae.